This is a messenger RNA of Adineta steineri, 1188 nucleotides long. Lineage: Eukaryota; Metazoa; Rotifera; Eurotatoria; Adinetida; Adinetidae. The record is from the annotation of a GenBank genome assembly.
AUGCUUAAAUUAAUUUACUCCCAUCUUUCCACAAACAAUAGGUUUCCAUCAAUCAAUUCGUAUUCAAAAUCUUCUUUCGGAGAUUUCCGUGGUUUAAACGGUGGUAGAACAACAAAUAUUCAUUCGAAUUCAAAACGGCAGCAUGUUCAACAACAACAACAACAACAACAAUCGACAACAAAUCAACAGCGACGAAUCACUUAUCGAUCAAGUGAUUAUUCAUGGAGUGAUCACCCAACUAAUUCAAAUGUUUCUAAUCCACUAUCACGUACUGAUAAUACAAUAAAAACAAAACUAUCAACAUCAUCACGUAAUCUUGCUAAUGGAAUAACACAUGAAUAUGCAACAAAUUCAAUGCCUCAUCUUUCAACACAAACUGGUCAUCAUCAAAAUAUAAAAACUGAUUCAAGUAAUGCAGAUUUACAUGGAUCAACGGGAAUAAAACUUCAGAAUACUAAUACACGUAAUCAACGUACAAGUAUUAAUUUAGAUAAAACAUCUGGUUCAAAUGGUUUCAAUUUACCAACACGACAUGCAAGUUUUAAUUCAACUCGUCUUGAUCAUAAUAUCUAUCCACGACAAAUACCAUCCAAACAACGAAAUUAUGUUUCUUCGAAAGCAUCAUUUCAUGAUACAAGUGGUGGAGAUUUAUAUUUAAGUAGUUUACAAGAUGAAAAUUCUUAUUAUUUUCAUCAACAACAACAACAACAGCCGAAUCCAAUGAGUAGUACACAACGUUUAAAUGGUUCAACAUUUGAUAUAGCAACUAGUCGUAAACCAUAUUCAAUAACUAAAUCAAAUACAAUGAAUACACAAGCAAAUGCAGCUAAUUAUCAGUCAUUACAAGAACUUCAUCGUAGUGAUUCAGCACUUGAGAAAAAUCAUUUAACACGAUUUGCUAUUCGAGGUACAACAGCAUCAAAAGAACAACAUUCAACAACACCAAGACAUCGACAACCAUCAACUAUUCCAACAAAUGCAGUAUCAACAUUAGGAUUUAUUUCAGAUGAAAGACAAUCAUCGGUUGUUUCAUAUGUAUCACGUGAUCCAAAUAUAUCUUAUGCAUAUACAGAUGUAAAAAAAUAUAUUGAAGAAAAUGAUUUAAUGUCACCUGAAAAAGAAAUUAGUAUAAAAAACUGGAUUAUUGAUGUUGAAAAAUAUCGACAUGAAUUUGGAAAAAGCGAGUGA